UAACCAACUUUUCUAUUCUAAAUGUUCUUUGCACCUAUUUAUCUUUCUGAAAGAUCAUUAAAAGACUCAGUUACAGGCUUGUUUAAAGUAACAGACUCCAUAUUCCUUCUUUGCAAGUGCAUGAGAAACUCAAUCAUGAAAAGCGUAUUUGAAGAGCGACCACCUCCUCAGAUUUCAAACCAUGCAUCAACUAGCGGCCAACCUAAAGAUGAUCAAGAAAUGGGCUUUAAUGCCAUGCCAAAGGGUGGAGAUGUCUCCAACAAAUCAGCCUUUAGCUGCUUUCCACAAGGAAUUGAUCUAAAUCUUGGACGGGUGCUUUUAGCAGAGAUGGUAGGGACUUUCAUUUUGAUGUUUUCUGUAUGCGGGAUCGUAGCGUGCACCCAGCUCAUUAGAGGAGAAUUGGGUCUUUUGGAGUAUGCAACCACAGCAGGAUUGACGGUGGUGGUUGUGAUUUUCUCCAUUGGUCAUAUCUCUUGUGCGCACGUCAAUCCUGCCGUCACAUUAGCCUUUGCAACCUUUGGUCAUUUUCCAUGGUCCAAGGUUCCGUUCUACAUAUUGGCACAAACCCUGGGUUCCGUGUUGGCAACAUGUAUUGGACAGUCUGUCUAUGGUCUUAAAUCAGAAAUAUUGACCACGCGGCCACUCCAUGGCUGCAGUUCUGCCUUCUGGGUGGAGCUCAUUGCGACUUUUAUUAUCAUGUUCCUUGCUGCAUCAUUGAUAGACCAAUAUCACUCUAUAGGCCAUUUGUCUGGCUUUGUUGUUGGAAUAUCCAUUACACUAGCUGUGUUAAUCACAGGGCCUAUUUCAGGAGGAUCAAUGAAUCCUGCAAGGUCAUUGGGACCUGCAAUCAUUUCGGGGAAAUUCAAAGACUUGUGGAUAUAUGUAACUGCUCCAGUGAUUGGAGCUGUGGCAGGUGCCCUUCUGUAUCAAGGCCUACGUCUUCAACCCCGCUCAUGUUUUCCCACCUCUUAAGGCCAAGUCUCGUGGAUCAUACCUACCUUGGCUUUGGCUCAAGUUAGUGCAGAAUGUAUUUGCUAUUUAGAUUAGCCAUGCUUCAUGGAUGCUUGUAACCAAACUAAUGCAGAAGCAGCCAUCGGCCAGAUGCCACAACAUUUUUUAAAGUAUCAAAUGCUUUAUAGUUAUAUAUACUUAAUUUGUCUUUGUUUCCGAGUGGAUUGGAGCCUUUUUGUAUAUGGUCAAAAUAAGUCCUAGUAUAAUGAAGUUAAAAGCACAUAAGCAUGCAGGAUA
Carya illinoinensis is the source of this 1248-nucleotide messenger RNA. RefSeq names its product probable aquaporin NIP7-1. Gene Ontology annotation, cellular component: membrane. The transcript is spliced from 5 exons. Bases 22 to 972 code for a protein of 316 amino acids. The record is from RefSeq and is a predicted model, not a curated record. Gene Ontology annotation, molecular function: channel activity. Gene Ontology annotation, biological process: transmembrane transport. Lineage: Eukaryota; Viridiplantae; Streptophyta; Magnoliopsida; Fagales; Juglandaceae.